AUGUGGCUGGCGACUUUAUUGCUUGCACUGGCUGCUUUCCAGACUUACCUGUUCUCAUCGGUUAUACGAUGCAGUAUGUACAUAUCGAAACCCGGCGAGAGUGAUGAGAGCACAGCCACGUCACAGAAACAGCCGAAGAGAGCCGCUCACGUUCAGUGGAGUACCCAAAAUCCAAGCGUGGCUCAAGUAGACGAAACGACGACAACUCCACGACCUCUGGAAUGGGCUACGGGGAAGCCAAUUCAAUCAGAGUCAGUCGAUGAGUCAAGAGGGCAAAGCCCAUCUAGAGCUUCACAGCAAAGACGCCGAUCGGAUACCUCGCGAAAGGUACCUUGC
Messenger RNA from Ostertagia ostertagi, 336 nucleotides. NCBI's taxonomy places the organism in Eukaryota, Metazoa, Nematoda, Chromadorea, Rhabditida, Trichostrongylidae. The record is from the annotation of a GenBank genome assembly.